GUAACAGUGACAGCAGAGCAGUAAAGCUUUUGCGUAAUGAGUAGCUUGAUAAUUCCUCUGUGUAUCUAAGGGCAACCUCAGCCAUCCCUCCACUGUUAUGACGUUCCAUCUAUACGGGGCAAAUGUCACUUUUUUAUUGGCUCACAUAAUUAUAGUUCUCUAUAGCAGGUUGACACUGGGACACACUCACCUAUUGUUAUUGAUAUACUGCAUAAUAUCAUGAUACUUAAAUUAUGUAAUAGAAUGGCAUUUGGGAGUAUUUAUAUAUAAUGUAUUUGCACAAAGGUAUAAAUAUUCACCCCAUUCUUCUUCUUUUUUCACACUGAAAGAAAAGCUGCCAUUUUAAUUUAAUCCAGCUUCAUUUGUUUUAUUUUAUUUUGGUCGAGAAGUCUUAGCUAUGUUUAAGUGUUGCAUUCUUUCACAGGUCCCACAGUGGGAAGAUGAUAGGGGGGAAUUUUAUGGUUUUCAUCGAGGUAGCCAUUAUGCUGGCCUGAGUUAGAUCCAUUCCCAACCUUCUGUGAUUAUUUAAGGCUCUCUCUGUUAUUUCAGGUGUGGCCAGUAUGGCAGCUAGAUGCAUGCCACUUCCUCAUGUGUGCAAGAACAAGUUUUCUGCGUUUGUCGUGGAGCGUUACAUUCAAAUCCAUGACCCUCUUGGAAUGUACAGGAAGGGACGAGUAGCAGUUCACAUGGACACCGUGCACAACACAGUGCUAGCCAGAGACAAAUAGAGCGAGGCACGUAGUAAUCUGUCGAACAAAGAAAGAGCUGCCAAAACCUCAGCUCGGGGAGCCCAGGGACCUGAGCGCAUUGAGGAUGCAGCCAGCUCAGGAAGACGCACUGACGGUGUCCCAGACACUGGACAAACUGCUGGCCCGGGACACGGUCCAGGUGGAGCUCAUACCUGAGAAGAAGGGCCUGUUCCUCAAACAUGUGGAGUACCAAGUCACCAGCCAGCGAUAUAAAGUAUCAGUUUACCGACGCUAUAGCGAUUUUGAUGUCUUCCAUGAGGUUUUGCUGCAGAGAUUUGCCUACAGAGUGGUGCCGGCACUGCCACCUAAAAGAAUGUUAAAGGGAGUCCUGACCUCCGUCUCUGAGCGUGACUUCAUCGAGGGGAGGAGACGUGCUCUCUGCAGAUUCAUCAACUUGGUGGCGCGGCACCCCUUCUUCUCAGAGGACGAGCUGGUCAAGACCUUCCUCACCUUCAGCAGCUCCGAUGUUCAGACUAAGCUGCGUGACACUUACAAGAAAACGGGCGAUGAGUUCAUGACCAACAGAAUCGCAACCCAAGCAAAGGAAUAUCUCCCCGCUGACAUCCAGGCUCAGUUCUCGACAAGCAGAGAGCUGAUUAGAAAUAUUCACAACAGCUUCCACAAGCUGCGGGACAGAGCUGAGAAGAUGGCCGAGCGCUCAAAGGAGAAUGCAACUGAUCUUCUCAUGUUUGGCAGAGAGCUCAGUACGCUGGGCUCAGAUGCUUCGUCUCUCCCCUCCUUGGCCUCCUCACAAAGCACCUGGGGGACCCUGCGUCAGGCUCUGAAGAGCCUGUCUGUGGAGUUCGCCGUGCUGUCCGACAAAGCCGCCCAGCAGGGCAGACGGGAAGAGGAUGAUGUUGUGGAAAAACUGAAUCUUUUUCUGGAUUUGCUGCAGUCGUACAGAGAUCUCUGUGAGCGCCAUGAGAAGGGCGUACUCCACGAGCACCAGAGAGCUCUGCACAAGUACAGUGUGAUGAAGAGGCAGAUGAUGAGCGCCACAGUGCAGCCUAAAGAGCAGGCAUCUGUGGAGCAGCUGGAGUCACGAAUUGUUCAGCAAGAAAACGCCAUUCAGACGAUGGAGCUCCGGAACUACUUCUCCCUGUUCUGCCUUCAUCAGGAGACACAGCUCAUCUUCAUCUACCUUCCAAUCACAUCCCACAUUCUGGGGGCUUUUGUUAACUCCCAGGUCCAAGGACACAGAGAGAUGGGAGAAGUGUGGAAUGAACUCCAGCCAAAGCUUGGAUGUCUCUUCGGUGGUAAUAACGGAUUGAAACCCCCCAUCUGAAACCGACAUACACCAGGUGGAGGGACAGAAACACUGCCGCUGACGAGGAUCACAAACUGGAAAAUAACUUGCUCCGUGAGCUACAGAAAAAAACCUAGAAUGCACAACUAUUCUCCUCCUGCAAAGUCGUCUGUUGCGCGAUAUACAUUCCACUCAAUAAGAGGAUUUUUUAAUGUAAAUGGCUUCUCAACUUAUUUUGGGUUUGAUCAUCAACCGUGCAUGUGGAAAAGACAGUGGGCUCAUAAAUCUGCCAUUUCAUGCUCUGCUUGAUGAGGAAAUAAUUUCCAUUUCCAAAUCAAGGAGGGAAAAUCCUCGAAAUGUUAUAAGGGAGCAGUCAGCAUGCCAAACUUGAAGGAUGACAGUAUAUUCAUGCAUUCCAACUCAUUUCCGAAAGCACCUGUUUGUAACUUAACUUUGUAAGACGUUUUAUACACUAAAACAGUUGAGAGAAAACUGCAAGGGACAGAAAGUUUGUUAAAGGAUGGGAUUAUUUUAAAUCCACGGUCAUGAAGGUUUUUGCUUUUCCUUGCUGAAUAACUUUAGACCAACGUAUUUUUGAUACAGAUUUUAGUUUAGAAGGAUGUGUAGCAGCAUAUUUUCCUUUUUGUGUGGACGACUGCGCUAUUUCUCACUGUUAGACUGUUUACUUUUAUCUUUGCUUUCUCUGCUUAAAUUGUUUUCCCAGUUUUAUUUUAUAAGCUAUUUCGAACGGCCUCUGCCCAGAGUGUUUAAUACUACAAAUCGCAGAGAUUUGACAAUUACUGAUUUAAAAAAAGCAAAACGCUAACCUCUGGCACGGGUGGCAUGUCAACAAUAACACUAUAAGCUAUUGAUAUACCGCCAAAGAUAUGAAAUACAUAUAUAAAAUCACUAAUUGAAUAUUCAAUUCAAAUUGAAUAAUCACAACGUUUGAAUCUUGGCCACAUCACAGCUGCAGAUCAUCACUUGGAUUCACUUAAAACACUUAGAUUGGACACUUUUCAGAUAUUUGCUGUGAAAACAAUGAUGCACAAUUGUGUCUGCACACAUGUUUAUUAGAACAUAGAACAAAAUAAUCAAAUCAAACUUAAAUUAAAGGGACAUUUUGCCACAUAUGGGCUCGUGUUUUGAAAGUUACCUCACAAAAUAUCACAAACUAACGUGAUCUCAAACACACCAACCUGACUCUGUUGAAUGAUGCCAGUAUGCACAAAGUCCAGCAUUUAUUUUAUGAAGAAACUGUAAUGUUUGCAUACAGUGUGAAACAUUUGUUUAUGAGGUAAUGGGACUCAACUUGCACAGAAUAUGAAACCCAAUAAAAUGAUCACUGUUGAUACUGUAAAUAUUUUAUCCAGGAAAUCCUUACCGAAUUGUGUUAACUCAGUUAUCUUGAAAAAUAAAAUGACGGAAUGGAUAUUUCUUUCAGUGUACUGCUGCUUUGAUUCUGUCUAUUUAGUUGAGCUUACAGUAAUUUUACAUGUGAACACUCUGCAUGAACAGUUAAAGUGGUCCUGUUAAUUCCUGAACAACACUGAGCAGGAUGUAACGAUAGCAACAUUUAAAGGCGAAAUCUGGAAGGCUGAUGCUUUCAUUCAGACGUCCUCAGGAACGCGCUCCCUCCCACACCUCUCACAGCGCCUCCACCUCCUCCAGCUUGUGGCCUAGGAUCACGUCAUGACCCUGAAACUUGAAGUAUCCGACAAAUUUCUUCUUCUGGAGCAACAGGGGGAACCACAGGAUGUCAUCUGGCCACAUUUGACUGAAAGGAAUCUGGUGACAUUCGAACCACUGAGGCCUCAUUUCUAAAAAAAACAAAAAAACAAAAGAGGAAACAAAUCGUGUCACCUGCCUCACGAUGUUACAGGAGGAUCACAAAUGGCCAAGUUUAUCUCUUAUCUCAAUCACUGCCCAGUCCAUAGUGGGA
Molecule: messenger RNA, 3937 nt
Organism: Chelmon rostratus (copperband butterflyfish)
Lineage: Eukaryota; Metazoa; Chordata; Actinopteri; Chaetodontiformes; Chaetodontidae
Gene: snx8a
Product: sorting nexin 8a
Exons: 11
Coding region: 814-2034 (406 amino acids)
Biological process (GO): retrograde transport, endosome to Golgi
Molecular function (GO): phosphatidylinositol binding
Source: RefSeq, a predicted model, not a curated record